AUGGCCAACGCCACUUUCCAGUUCAACAACUGUUCCGAGAUAGUCGACCUCGAUCAUCCUGACAACAGCAACAACGACCAACUUCCUCUGGAUGUACUCAAAGCUAAAAUAAAAUGUCAGAUUGACGCUUUUAAUCUGAGAAUAUUGCCGUUUACUACUCUAGUACAGGGUCUCUUGUAUUACGGCACAACCGUCAUCGUCUGUGUUGGAUUAUUCUUUAACGCUGUGUCGUUCGUGGUGUUGACGAGAAAGAGAAUGAGGAAAUCCUCCGUCAACAUGUUCCUCACGGCUUUGACCAUCUCUGAUUCUCUGUCGCUCACCAUGAACUUCAUGAUAGGGGUGACCCGAGCACAGAACUUUUCGGCGAACCAGAGUUUCAUGGACAACCAAUCUCUGUGUAAGCUUCACGGAGUGUUUGUGGUUGUUUUCAACCUUUUGUCCGUGUGGACCAUCGUGUCCUUCACCAUCGCGCGCUUUCUCAUCGUCAAAUAUCCUCAUAAAGCUAAAAAAUUCACAGAGAAGAGGACGCUGAUCAUCAUCGCUUCUGUCUGGUUAGCCGUUAUCAUGUUCUCCUGUCAUAAGAUCUUCAUCGCCGGCUUCGAAGGGGAUUCAGUGUUCGGAUACAAAGGUUGCCAGACGGAUCGUCUUCGUGUACCAGACAUUGGCAAGUUCUACGUGGCUUUCAACACCUGGCUGCCAUCCCUUUUGAUCCUGACUUUAAAUGUUUUCAUAAUACGGAUGAUCAGAAAGCAAAAUGUUAGGAGGCAAACAAUGAUUCAGUCUACAAAUCUGACAACUAGCAGACUGGACGUAAAGGCUACAAAAGUGCUGCUGACUGUGUCCUUCACCUACUUUGUCUUGAGAUCUCCCUUGGGUAUCAUCCAAACCUUAGAGUUGUUCUGGGAUAAUACAGUCCACGCCACGCCGCUGGUUGAUCCUCUCUACGUCUUUAAUUGCUUGAUAAAGAUCCAGUUAAAGUGGAUUCGAGCAUUUUUCUUCUUCUUUUACCAACUUAACUUCGCUGUGAUUUUUUUCUUGAACGUUUUCGUGUCAGCUCACAAGAUGUUUCAGAGAACGUUGUUGGAUGUGAUUGGUGUAAAGUUUAAAGACACUUCUCCUGAACCGCAGGUAGCACUUCCCAUGGGAUCUAACGCAGUCGCACCACUGUCACAGCGAGCUGAGGCCAAAUGA
Liolophura sinensis is the source of this 1191-nucleotide messenger RNA. RefSeq names its product rhodopsin-like. Gene Ontology annotation, cellular component: membrane. NCBI's taxonomy places the organism in Eukaryota, Metazoa, Mollusca, Polyplacophora, Chitonida, Chitonidae. The record is from RefSeq and is a predicted model, not a curated record. The transcript has a single exon. The coding region runs from base 1 to 1191 and encodes 396 amino acids. Gene Ontology annotation, biological process: G protein-coupled receptor signaling pathway. Gene Ontology annotation, molecular function: G protein-coupled receptor activity.